Molecule: messenger RNA, 7320 nt
Organism: Bubalus bubalis (water buffalo)
Lineage: Eukaryota; Metazoa; Chordata; Mammalia; Artiodactyla; Bovidae
Product: HIG1 domain family member 1A, mitochondrial-like
Exons: 1
Coding region: 6090-6491 (133 amino acids)
Biological process (GO): mitochondrial respirasome assembly; negative regulation of apoptotic process
Cellular component (GO): mitochondrion
Source: RefSeq, a predicted model, not a curated record
GCCUUCUCCGAUUGAGUGACACAAAAGUUCAAAAGCAGACACAAUUAAUCUAUGGUGUUACAAAUCAGAGUAGUGUUACCCUUGAUGGAGCUUACUGAAAGGAACACAAGAAGGGCUUUGAGGGCUUGUAAUGUCCUGUAUCUUGAUGUGGGUGCUGGUUACACAGUUGUGUUUACAUUGGGAAAAUUCAUCGAGCUAUAAAUCUAGGAUUUGUAUAUUUUUCUGUGUGUAUGCUAUACUUUAAUAAUAAUUUUUAAAAAGUGUAUAUGCAUAGUCAUUAAGCUCAUACCUUUGUUUUAGCAAGUCCUGUCUAUGCUUGUAAGUACACACAUACAUAAACAUACACGUUUGUAUAUAUUGGGGAUGAAAUAGUACGAACAUAUUCACUGCUGUGUUUAUAACAGCAAAAUUUUGGACAAAACCUAUUUACCCAUCAGUGGGGAGCUGGUAGAAUAACUAAUGGUUAUAGUCAUACAGUGGAUUAGUAGUAGCUCUCAGAAGUUCUAUGUGUAUUCCUUUAGAAAUAUCUCUAAGAUACAUUAAAUGAAGAGACCAAGGUGCAUGAACACUAUAUGUAGUUUGCUGUCCUUUCCAUGUGUGUAUUUUUUAAGGCAUGUACAUACAGACUUAUAUAGAAUAUCUCUAGAAGGAUAGAAAAUAUACAUAUAUAUGUAUAUGGACAGAGAAAUGUGUGUGUGUGUGUAUACAUUUUUUUUUCCCUCUGAGAGUGAGCGAGUGACAUAAUGGGAAACACUCUCCCAUUAUUAUUUUGUGACUUUUAAAUUAAAAAAAAUUUAAAUUGCCGCAAAAUACACAAAGCAUAAAUUUUGCCAUCUUAACCAUUUUAAGUAUGCAGUUCAGGAUUUACUGUUAAGUAUAUAUACAUUGUUGUGCACCCAACCUCCAGAGCCUUUCGUACCCAUUAAAUGACUCUAAAAUUUCCUAUUUCCUCUUCACCUUGAUCCCUAGCUGUUACCAUUCUACUUUUGUUUUUUCUAUGACUUUGACUACUCUGGAUGCCUCAUAAAAGUAGAGUCAUAAAGUAUUUGUCUUUCUGCAGUUGGCUUAUUUCACUUAGCAUAACAUCCUCAAAAUUCAUUUAAACUAUUUUGUGACCUUUGAGUUCUGUACCUUGUUCAUUUAUUACUUAGUUUUAAGAGAUCAUUAAAAUAUAAAGUUAGAACCAUAUUGUUCAGAAUGGCUAGUCAGACGGUAAAAAGUUGAUCCUGUGUAUUACUCACCUAACCAACAUUUAACACCAGUUGUGGCAGCAAAAGCACUUGGUGCCAAAGUGGUAUUUGAAGCUUUAUCUCACCUCUUGUUUCUCCUGUUUUCGUCUGUAGGUGCCAGUCAAACUCAGGCUCAUGAAGUUCUCAGUCUCUUGACCAUCAGCCUGCUCAGUAGUUUUUCCCCUGGGCUUACUGUCCAACUUUGGUCUUCUCAAAAUCUACCUCUUCACCUCAGGCACAGUCUGGUUCUGUGCCAAGGGAAUUGCUUUCUCUUGGCAGCUUUCUCCCCUAUUUCUGACUUAUCUUAAAGGGGGUUUUCGUUCUGCUAGGUGUUCAGUACUGUUUGAGAUCAUUAGUCUAGAGCCUUCUGUAGUAAUAUUGUUUCAUUGGAACCUUUGACUGGGGGAAUUGAUGUGGAGAUAGAGGAACAAGUUGAAAUGACUUUGAAGUUUAUGGGAGGACUUGUCCCAUUAAAUAGAACAGAGGGAGACAGGCAGGUCCUAGGUGGAAGAUAUAUGAUUUGGGGAAAUAUUGGCUUGAGAUGCUGGCCUAUAAAACAGCAGGAGCUGUGAUGUAGAAAUGGGAAUUUAGAAAAUAAACUUCUCAUUGUAAAUGUAGUGUUUGUGUAUGUAUAUGUAUAAUGAAAAUACAGAAAAUAUAUAGAAUAAAAAGUAUUCAUAAAACAAUUAUUCUUAACAUUGAAUUAACUUUUUGUGUGUGUGUGUGUGGUUACAUACAUAUAAAUGUACAUAUAAAAACUCAAAUUUCAAGAUGUAGUUGAGCUUUUGCAUUUUGUAUUCUGCUUUCUGGUGUGUGUGUUCUAUUCAUGAAUGAAGAAGUCCAAGGCCAGUUACAUAUGGUGCUUCUCUUGUGUUAAGAGUCAGCAGCAAAAGAGGUCACAAAUGAAACUGUGGGGCUUGUUGAAAUUACACAUGGUACUAUCCUGCACAGAUGGAGAAGGAAAUGUGGCAAGCACAGGACUUUGGAAACUUGCCUGUAUUUGAGGAUUCAAGAAUAAAUCAUAAUCAGAGAAGUAAAAUUAAAAGAGUGUAGUGUCAAAUUGAGAGUGGAGCAAAUUCCAACAAAAAAUAGAUUUUUUUUUUUUUUUUUUUUUUCAAAAAGAGGGCUGGAUGAAGACUAAGACAAAGGCUUUAGGAAAUAGUAAAAUCGAUAGUUGAUAUACCAUAUUUUUACCAUAUUUAUUCUGCCCAGCAUUGUUUGGAAUAACAAGGACUGAAUUUACCUUGCUGCCUUAAGCAAUUAGAAGACUAGACAAUAUAUGAAAUAACAGACAAACACAGGAAUGUGAUCACUGAAAGAAGGGAAGCAAAUCUAAGGAGCCUCUAUGGUCGCCCCACUUUAUUAUCUGGAGGUAGUUUUCGGGCUGCAUAGCAGGAGUGGGGAACCCAAGUAGAGCCCAGUGAUCUCACUGAGUUGAGAAGACAGAGAAGUUUGAAGGGGCCCAGGCAGCUAUAAUUUGUGGGGCUUACAGGAGGAAGUGGCAUAGAAAACACCAGAGAUAUGCAGAGGUGUCCCCUUGAGUCUGGCUGAGUACUGAUCUGCACAUGCAUGAGAGGAAAUCACCUGAGGCCAGAGAAAGAACCGUGCUGGAAAAAUGGUGAGCUGGAACUCAUCCAGGUUGGGAAUGUCUGUGUUCUCACUUGCCAGAGUAUGCACAGGGCAUUAAAAAGGUACUGCCCUGGUAAUAGGUCUCAAUUAACCUUAAAUUAAAGGCUGUUCUGGACCCACUCCAACAGAGCACAAAAGCAAGCUUUGGAGGAUCCAACUGAUUUCAAGAAACUUAACUGUACACCAGAACAAAGUCAAGCACUAUUUAAAGGAGUAUAGCAAAAUCCAGCACCCAAAGCAUAAAAUUCACAAUCAAAUCAAAAGUUACCAGACAUGCAAAGAACCAGAAACUGUGGGCUUCUCUCGUUGCGAUGCGUGGGUUUAGUUGUCCCAUGACAUAUGGGGUCUUGGUUCCCCAACCAGGGAUCGAUUCACGUCCCCUGCAUUGGAAGGCAGGUUCUUAACCACUGGACCACCAGGGAAGUCCCUGUGUUUUUGUUUUGUUUUGUUUUGUUUUUUUAAGAACAAAAUUGAGACUGUGCUCUUUGUUUUCAUUUAAUUUUGAAUUGUAAGCAUUUUGACUUGUAAUAAAAUAUUUGAAAGCAGCUUUUGAUGUGUGUGUAGAAUUCCACUAAAUGGCCAAAAUGUAAUUUGUUUUGUCCUGGACUGUUUCCCAUGUAGGUUUUUUCAAUUUGCUGUUUUAAAUGCUGUGAUGAGCACCCUUGUACACUUUUAUGUAAACCUUUACCUCAUUGGUUAUUUUUCUAUAACCAACCAUUUUCAGGCUAUGUUCCUGGAGGUAGAAUUGUGAAAUUUAUUUCUAGACAAUUAUAGCAAUUUAUGUUCCCUCUAUAGCAUAUAGGAAUGUUGAAUUAAUGUCAUCCUUGUCCACCUGUAAUAGUAGUUAAACAUUGCCUAAAUGUUUAACAUUAAACAUUAAAACAGUUUUUUAAAUUGUAGGUAACUUGACUUCCACUCUGAAGGCUUAUAAGGAUACUGUUUCCUUGAAGUUCGAAAAUUCUACCAGAAUGUCUUUGUAUUAAAUUUGGCCAGAAGACAAAAUUGUACAUUUAUUUUUCCUUCUCCUUCCUCCUCUUCUUCCUUCUUUUCUUCCUUUCUCCAUCCUUCAGCAGUAUAUUGUUUCCAUUUCUUUGGUUAUUGCUUCAGCCUCAUUUGUUCUAGAAGAUGAACUUUUCCAUGUCUAUCUUGUUCACUGUUGUUUCCUCACUGCCUGAAUAUAUUAUACCAUAUGCUCAAUAAAUUUGUAGAAUAAUGAACUCUUUUCCUUUCUACAGCUCUUAUUGGUAAAAGUUGAUCUGUAUAAUAUUUCUAACUUUUAAAUUUCAUUGUCCUUUUGAUUAGAGUUGUGGGAUAAUUUGUCCAUUUGUGUUAUCAUGUCACUAAUUUUCGUUUGGUAAUACUUCAUCUGCUGUUCACUGCUUCUAUUGCUAUUUCGAAUUUGGCAAAUCAUGUUUUUCAUCUCAGAAAAUCUUUUCAUUUCUGUGAAGUUGUUCCUCAUCUUAGAUUAUUCUCACUUCAUGAUUAUUUACAUAUGUGGAAUUCUCUCAAAUUCUUUUAAAACAUUAAAUUUUCACCUCAAUUUAUACCAGCUUUUUUAGACUCUUAGCUUUUUAUAUCUUUUUAUUACCUCUAGGGAAUUUAAACCAGUAGGAAAUAAAAGAAAAUGGAGUAUCCAUUUGUUGAUUAGUUUUGUCAUUUGUUUCUUUACCUCAGCCACUUCAACACACAAUUUAAAUGUGGUAUCACAAGAUACUUAGUAGUAGAAAUUUAGGCUGAAGGGUUAUUAGCAAAUAGUGCUAUGUGGGACUAUUCUAGAACUUCUUGAGCUAUUUUUUGAGACUUCCAAAGGUAGAGAGCUGAAUCAAAGAAACAGGUAAUCAAAGAAAGUUUGAACAUAAACUACCUAUUUUUAAGAAGACCACAAAUUCAGAAAAAUCCAGAACUUGAAAGAGUCGGAAUUAUUCCUUUCCUUAAUUACAUACACUUUGGAAUUUGACCUUGGGAACUCAGAAAUGAAUAAAUAAGAGUUCCUGUCCCCCAGGAGUCCAUCGCCUGUGUCUUAAAUUAGACAGAAUGGUGGUGGUGGUGAUGAACCGGAUGGUGAAGGAGCUCCAUAGUUCCUGGUCUCCGUUUUCUUCUGAGAGAAGCCAGGAGACAUGCAGAGUGAAAGAGGUUUCAGAUUGCAUUUUGGAGUAAUAGACUUGAACCUGGGAUGAGUGAAAAAAUUACAAAUUAAAAUUAAAAAAAUUUUUUUUCUUAGUAUGAGUCCUCACAUAAGUGUAGAAAAUGACAGUAAAAUUGACUCAAGGUAAUUUGAAGGAGAAUUUGAAGCACUUGUCAAGCAACAGGUGCUUGACAAACUCAGAUUUGUAUAUAUAACUACUUGAAUCCUCGUUACUUUGCAUAUUUAAUGUGAAAUUAAUUGCUGAAGCCUCAAGUUAGAAUGGAAGUUUAAAAUGUUUUUCCUCAUACCUGAAAACUAUUCCUGGUAGCAGUAUUUCUAAUGAUCUCAGGCAUCCUCUUUCCCAAUCCUGAAUAACUGUCUGGAAAGAAUGGCUUUGCUUUCACAUUACAGAAUGACCCACAGUAGACUUCCUGGUGUUUAGUUUUGAUUACUGGCAACAUACACCACUGUGAACACUACUGGUUUUGUGUUUUGUAUUUUAAUCGUGGUGGAAAGGUCUAAUAUUUUCAUCAAUAUUAGCUAGGCUAAUGAUCUACCAAUCUCUGAACCAGGUGUUUAAUUAGUUUUCAAGUUCAAAUUCACUUAAACUUCAGGGAGUCUGAGAUUAAAAUCAGAAUACUUCAAUAUUUCCAAAGACAAUUUUGUUCAGCUUAUUACGCUAAACAGGAUAGGUUUUGUUCUUUGGAGAAUCUUCCUUGUCCCCCCACCCCACCAUCAGAGACAUCAGUUUCAAUGGAUUUUGGAUUAAAUACGGAAAUGUGCUCUAGUCCAUGCUUUCAUUAUUUAUUGUGAAAACAAGCAAAAUGUCAGGCCUAAUAACUCCUGUGCUACCUGGGGUCUAUGAGCACUUUUCACAUAAAUACCCACAGCUGGUUAAAAUAUUUUCCUCUAUCCAUCAGAUUUCAAGAUAUUUAAAAAUUUAUGUUUGUUUUAGGUGUUCGCAAAAUCUCAAUAAAUAUAUGUUCAGAAUUUACAUGAAUUUACUCUGUUGACACUCAGGACACAAGUAUCUAUUCAGAGUUAGCCCAGAGAAUCCGAUAGGAACCUGAAACGUCUUGAAGUUGUCUGAAGAUUCUUCAAUCACUAUGUCAAGCGACACAGAUAUUUCUCUUUCUUCAUAUGAUGAAGAUCAGGGAUCUAAACUUAUCCGAAAAGCUAGAGAGCCUCCAUUUGUCCCCAUUGGAAUGGCAGGUUUUGCAGCAGUUGUUGCAUAUGGAUUAUAUAGAUUGAAGAGCAGGGGACAUACUAAAAUGUCUGUUCACCUGAUCCACAUGCGUGUGGCAGCCCAAGGCUUUGUUGUGGGAGCAAUGGCCCUUGGUAUGGGCUGUUCCCUGCAUCAAGAAUUCUGGGGGAACCUAAACCUUAGAAGAGGAGAUGCUGUCUUGGUCGUCUUGGUGGUGCUUGCUUUAGUUAGACAUCUCAUAUUGAGGUUAUAUGUUUAUGCUGAAAAUAAAUUGUUUGGGUCAGACAAGAACAUGGCAAUUUGAAAAUUGGCUUCCUUUCUUGCAGGCUUGAUUUGCCUGGUGACCAAGUUACUGGUGACUAGUUCACUAGUUAGGUCAUUCAGGGGAGUCAGACCAGCACAAAAGAAACAUGUCACUUUUAAAUACACUUGAUAGUGGUACCUGUCCACCUUCUUAAACUCUUCUGUUGAAAUUAGUUCUAAAGAAGACAGCAUGCCAAUCCUGAAAAUGCUCCCAGUUGCUGCAGAAUAUAUGCUUUUGAUGUAAUGUAGGAAUCCUAUUUACCCCAGUUAAUUUAACUUUCUGACGGCCUUGUGGACUGAGUACUGUUUUAAGGGCUGGUUGGCUCUUGAGGAACCCUUUCAGAACAGUGCAUGGAAUACAACAUUACAAACCUCCCUGGAAGUCUGUGUGUGUUUUUAAACCAAAACUAAAAAGCUGGUAACAGAGCCACUUUGAAGUAGUAUUUAUUUUAGAAUCAUAGUUAUAAACAUGAGAGUAACUUGUGGAUCCCUUUUAGCUCUUUUGUAAUUGCAGAAUUAUAUUUUGCUGCUGUUAUAUUAGAAUAAUUUUAAAUUAUUUUGAAACAUGUAUUUUAAGUGCUAAUGCAAAGGUAAAUGAAAAACACUUUUUAAAUGUGUGCAGUAUGUUUAUUUUCUCCAAAAGUAUCAUCAACUAAAUAAAAUCCCUAUAAUGGACGUCAUUGAUGAGCAAGCUGGUUUGGUCAGACAUUAUACAAACUUUGGUAUAUCACAGAAUGCUUUGUUGUACUUGUGAAAUUCUCGUCUAACCUGAAUUUACAUUCCAUGGUGAUAACAUGGUAAAUGUAGUGUUAUUAAAGUAAAUGAACACA